ACUUGAACCUGCUCUCGCUGAAUCGGUGUCCGGCUUCAACGGAAAAUUAAUAAGAUGUCGCUCUUCCAGCAGCCCCGCUGGCUACGGAAAUGGAUUCGCCGUCGCACGAACCCGCUACCGCUUGAUCGGGCUGCACUCUGGAAGCGGCGCUUGAGUGUGGUUUAUGCCGUCCUCGCGUGGAAUGCCUUUGGCGGAGUCUGCUACAUGAUCUACACCGGCCGCAACGACUGGGCCAAGUACUAUGGCUACAAAACGGAGGAGGAGGCGAAGCUACCGCAAGCCAUUCGAUUCGCCCACCAGCUUAAUCUGCCCAACGCAAAGGUGAUCAAAUACAGCGGAUUCACGAAGGCGGACGAGUACGAGCUGAAGGAUAAUGAAGUGAUCCGUCCGUCUGAGAGUGCGGCAUCGAGCGAGCAAAAGUAACCGCCAUACGCCGGGGUGACACGCUUCCUAGGUUAAUUUACUUUAUUCGUGUAGAUAAAAUGAUCGUAUAUCAAUGA
Anopheles darlingi is the source of this 500-nucleotide messenger RNA. RefSeq lists its product as uncharacterized. Bases 55 to 423 code for a protein of 122 amino acids. The record is from RefSeq and is a predicted model, not a curated record. The transcript has a single exon. Lineage: Eukaryota; Metazoa; Arthropoda; Insecta; Diptera; Culicidae.